This is a messenger RNA of Hyla sarda, 1864 nucleotides long. It is a transcript of the gene VPS26A, whose product is annotated as VPS26 retromer complex component A. Bases 32 to 1147 code for a protein of 371 amino acids. Gene Ontology annotation, cellular component: endosome; retromer complex. NCBI's taxonomy places the organism in Eukaryota, Metazoa, Chordata, Amphibia, Anura, Hylidae. The record is from RefSeq and is a predicted model, not a curated record. The transcript has 9 exons. Gene Ontology annotation, biological process: intracellular protein transport; retrograde transport, endosome to Golgi.
CAAGUACAGCACAACUUCCCAUAGACAUGUGAUGAGUCCGUGCAGCACCGCCCUGCUGGCCGGGCACGGCUCCCCCAGUCUCCUGUACGUCUGUGCCCGCAGUGAGUGUGCAGCCAGGCAGCACCCAAGGCCCAUGCCUAGUAAUGACAGCCCAGGAGCCAGAGGGAGGAGUUUUCUGAGUGGUUUAUUUGGUCCCAUUUGUGAGAUAGAAGUUGUUCUCAAUGAUGCAGACACCAGGAAGCUUUCGGAGAUUAAAACUGAAGAAGGCAAAAUUGAAAAACACUUUUUGUUCUACGAUGGGGAGUCAGUAGCUGGAAAGGUCAAUAUAGUCUUCAAGCAACCCGGUAAAAGACUAGAGCACCAGGGAAUAAGAAUUGAGUUUGUUGGACAAAUUGAAUUGUUUAAUGAUAAAAGCAACACACAUGAGUUUGUGAACCUUGUUAAAGAAUUGGCCCUGCCUGGGGAGCUGACACAAAGCAGAAGUUAUGAUUUUGAAUUUAUGCAAGUUGAGAAGCCUUACGAGUCCUACAUCGGGUCCAAUGUAAGGUUAAGGUAUUUCUUAAAGGUGACAAUAGUGAGACGCCUGUCAGACUUGGUGAAGGAGUACGACUUAAUAGUUCACCAGCUUGCCACCUAUCCAGAUGUCAACAAUUCUAUUAAAAUGGAAGUUGGGAUCGAGGACUGCUUGCACAUAGAAUUCGAAUACAACAAAUCUAAGUACCACCUAAAGGAUGUCAUUGUGGGGAAAAUUUACUUUCUACUGGUCAGAAUAAAAAUUCAACACAUGGAAUUGCAGUUGAUUAAAAAGGAAAUUACUGGAAUAGGACCCAGUACUACAACUGAGACAGAAACUGUUGCAAAAUAUGAAAUUAUGGAUGGGGCUCCAGUAAAAGGAGAGUCCAUUCCUAUCCGGCUGUUCCUUGCUGGUUAUGACCCAACACCCACAAUGAGAGAUGUAAACAAAAAGUUUUCUGUGAGGUAUUUCUUGAACUUAGUCCUUGUUGAUGAGGAAGACAGAAGAUAUUUCAAACAACAGGAGAUAGUUUUGUGGAGAAAAGCACCAGAGAAGAUAAGGAAAAGAACAAAUUUCCAUCAACGUUAUGAAGGCCCCGAUCCUCAAGCUUCUGCAGAGGAGCCUGAAAUUUAGAAGUGUGUACGCCACCCCAGAUGAAGGACAGAACCAGAUAGGAAAAGGCCAAACCUCCAUUAGAUUGUCUUCCUUCAUCUGACACUGUUGUUCAUUGUUCAUUGUACUAAACAUUCUGCGGGUCUGUAUGUAAUUCCAAUUGUACAUAUAUAAAUACCAAGUGCUUUUGCCGAAACACUGGACCUUUCUCAGACUAGCAUUUUAUAUAACAUUUAAUUUUUAAUUUUGGGAUUCUGCAUACAGAACAUGCAUCAAGCUAAAAACCUGUCUCACUGUAUUCUCAUGCAUGUAGGCUGGUGUACACUGAAACCAGGGCCUUAUUCUGUGUGUGUCUUCAUAUACACUUGCUGCAUUGUUCAUCUUUCUGCAAAUCCAUUUCUAUUUGUUUUGAACAGGCAGGUCUCAAAUUACUGUGAAUCGUCCACAAUUUCCUAUGAUUCACUUAAGAAAUGAAGGCUUUAUUAAAAAUUUUGAAGACAUUUACUGUGUGUGCGUCCGUUUUUGUUUAAUGUUUUUUUUUUUUUUUUUUUGUCCCAUGUGCCAUAUCUGAUCUGUCUCACCUGUGCCCCACAUAUUAUUUAGAUUUUUUUUUAUGCCAAUUUACCUAAAGGUGGAUUGAGAUUAUGAAUUGUUAGAACAGUGUUUUUCAAACAGUGUGUCUCCAGCUGUUGCAUAACUACAACUCCCAGCAUGCCCGAACAGCCAAAGGCUGUCGGG